Corylus avellana is the source of this 991-nucleotide messenger RNA. RefSeq names its product Heavy metal transport/detoxification superfamily protein. The record is from RefSeq and is a predicted model, not a curated record. Lineage: Eukaryota; Viridiplantae; Streptophyta; Magnoliopsida; Fagales; Betulaceae. Gene Ontology annotation, molecular function: metal ion binding.
ACACCCACUGGUUACCCUUCUUCAGCAUAUCAUACGUGCUCUCUCUCUCUCUCUCUAACUUUCUCUUUCUCUCUAGCUUUGAUUCUCUCUCCUAUUCUGCAUUUCUUGUAUCGAUUCGGAUUUUUCUGGUACCCAGUCUGUCCAAACCUCGCUUAUCUUUUUCAACAAAGUAUUAUUCGAUUCCGUCUUUGGCUUCGUACUUUUUCCGCAACCGCUUUCUCUCAUCCCUCUCCAUCUGUUUCAACAUUUCUCCAUUUCCGGUUUUGAUCUGCAUAUUCCUGAAAAAGGGAAUAUAAACAUGAAGAAGGUUGUAUUGAAGCUGGAUUUACAAGACGACAAAGCCAAGCAAAAGGCCUUGAAGACUGUCUCUGGUCUUUCUGGGAUUGAUUCCAUCUCAAUGGACAUGAAGGAGAUGAAACUAACGGUGAUAGGAACCGUGGAUCCCGUAGGUGUAGUGAGCAAAUUGCGGAAAUACUGGCCAUCGGCGGCUAUAAUCUCAGUAGGGCCAGCAAAAGAGCCAGAGAAGAAAGAGGAGGCAAAGAAAGAGGAGCCAAAGAAGGAGGAAGCAAAGAAAGAGGAAGAGAAAAAAGAAGAACCCAAGAAGGAGGAGGAGAAAAAAGAAGAGCCCAAGAAGGAGGAGGAGAAGAAGGAAGAAGAGAAAAAGAAAGAGCCCGACCCUGUUGUUUUAGAGCUUGUCAAGGCUUUCAAAGCAUACAAUUACUACAAUCCUGUCAAUCACCAUCUCAACACGCCUUACUACGCCCCAAGCAUGGAAGAGAACCCAAAUGCCUGUGUUAUUUGUUGACAUGGGCAGCCAACAAUGUUGGGAAUUGAAGACAAAAAUGUUUUCUCAGUGUAUAGGAGGCAACUCCCAAGACGACAGGAUCGAGCUCUUGUAUAUAAGAGGGUGCAUGAUGCUUCGUUGGUCUGGUCUAGUAAUAUCAUGUGUACGUAGAGAGAAUAAAUAAAUCUGGGAAUUUGUUUUAAUUUA